Messenger RNA from Nyctereutes procyonoides (raccoon dog), 6500 nucleotides. It is a transcript of the gene ETV1, whose product is annotated as ETS variant transcription factor 1. Gene Ontology annotation, biological process: regulation of transcription by RNA polymerase II; cell differentiation. The transcript has 14 exons. Lineage: Eukaryota; Metazoa; Chordata; Mammalia; Carnivora; Canidae. Gene Ontology annotation, molecular function: DNA-binding transcription factor activity, RNA polymerase II-specific; sequence-specific DNA binding. Gene Ontology annotation, cellular component: nucleus. Bases 571 to 2001 code for a protein of 476 amino acids. The record is from RefSeq and is a predicted model, not a curated record.
GAUCCACGAGAAGGGGCCGCGAGCCGCCUGAUUGACAGCUCGAAAUCUGAUCUUGUGAAAGAGACGCGGAGCCAAUGGGAGGCAGCGAUCCAUCAGUUUGGAUUGGAGGCCCCUGGAGGAGAAGUAGAGGAAAAACCACCGAAUUGAGCUCUGUCAGAGGCGCUUUCGGCUUCCAAAGGGGAAGUGCUGGGCAAUAAUUAAUGUUUUUAUUAAAUUUGGAGGGAAUUUUUUGCAGCCGUUCGCCUAGCGUGGCCUUCAGUCCCGUUAGGUGCAAAGCAAGUCUCGUUGAUCGCCAUUGCUAGUUUUGCACACGUUUGCGAAUCAGAGCUGCCCGGGGUACACCGACCGCGCAGGGAAACAUCGAGAGUGUAAAUAAAUACAUCGCCUCUGGUUCGGAUUUUUGCUACUGCCGAAAAUAUGUAAAUUGUGAACUCUCUUGGCUCUCUUUGGAUCCAGCCUAAAAGCCAUCUUGUUCCCCUCUAGGUUGAUAGAAGUCCAGAUCCCGAGGAAAUCUCCAGCUAAAUGCUCAAAAUAUAAAACACUCAGCUGAGAUUUGCGAAGAGCAGCAGAAUGGAUGGAUUUUAUGACCAGCAAGUGCCUUACAUGGUCACCAAUAAUCAGCGUGGGAGAAAUUGUAACGAGAAACCAACAAAUGUCAGGAAAAGAAAAUUCAUUAACAGAGAUCUGGCUCAUGAUUCAGAAGAACUCUUUCAAGAUCUAAGUCAAUUACAGGAAACAUGGCUUGCAGAAGCUCAGGUACCUGACAAUGAUGAGCAGUUUGUGCCAGACUAUCAGGCUGAAAGUUUGGCUUUUCAUGGCCUACCACUGAAAAUCAAGAAGGAACCCCACAGUCCAUGUUCAGAACUUGGGUCUGCCUGCAGUCAGGAGCAGCCCUUUAAAUUCAGCUAUGGAGAGAAGUGCCUGUAUAAUGUCAGUGCCUAUGAUCAGAAGCCACAAGUGGGAAUGAGGCCCUCCAAUCCCCCAACACCGUCCAGCACCCCAGUGUCCCCACUACAUCAUGCAUCUCCAAACUCCACUCACACUCCGAAGCCUGACCGCACCUUCCCAGCUCACCUCCCUCCUUCGCAGCCCAUACAAGACAGCAGCUACCCCAUGGACCACAGAUUUCGCCGCCAGCUUUCUGAACCCUGUAAUUCUUUUCCUCCUUUGCCGACAAUGCCAAGGGAAGGACGUCCUAUGUACCAACGGCAGAUGUCUGAGCCAAACAUCCCCUUCCCACCUCAAGGCUUUAAGCAGGAGUACCACGACCCAGUGUACGAACACAACACCAUGGUUGGUGGUGCAGCCAGCCAAAGCUUCCCUCCUCCUCUGAUGAUUAAACAGGAACCCAGAGACUUUGCAUAUGAUUCAGUGCCUAGCUGCCACUCCAUUUAUAUGAGGCAAGAAGGCUUCCUGGCUCAUCCCAGCAGAACAGAAGGCUGUAUGUUUGAGAAGGGCCCCAGGCAGUUUUAUGAUGACACCUGUGUUGUCCCAGAGAAAUUUGAUGGAGACAUCAAACAGGAGCCAGGAAUGUAUCGGGAAGGACCCACAUACCAGCGGCGGGGAUCACUUCAACUCUGGCAGUUUUUGGUAGCUCUUCUGGAUGACCCUUCAAAUUCUCAUUUCAUUGCGUGGACUGGGCGAGGCAUGGAAUUUAAACUGAUUGAGCCUGAAGAGGUGGCCCGGCGUUGGGGCAUUCAGAAAAACAGGCCAGCUAUGAACUAUGAUAAACUUAGCCGUUCGCUUCGCUAUUAUUAUGAGAAAGGAAUCAUGCAAAAGGUGGCCGGAGAGAGAUAUGUCUACAAAUUUGUGUGUGAUCCGGAAGCCCUGUUCUCCAUGGCCUUUCCAGAUAAUCAGCGCCCACUGCUGAAGACAGACAUGGAACGUCACAUCAAUGAAGAGGACACAGUGCCUCUGUCUCACUUUGACGAGAGCAUGGCCUACAUGCCUGAAGGGGGCUGCUGCAACCCCCACCCCUACAAUGAAGGCUAUGUAUAUUAACCCAAGUGACAGUCACGCAGGGCCUCCUCGCGCUUCUCCUCUUUUUGCAGGAUGCAGAGAAUCUCUGAGUUCUCUUCAAUCUUUGUUUGAUUUUCGUUGUUUGUAUUUUAUUUUUAAAUAAUAAUACACAAAAAGGGGCUUUCCUGUUGCAUUAUUCUAUGGUCUGCCAUGGACUGCGCACUUUAUUUGAGGGUGGGUGGGAGUAAUCUAAACAUUUAUUCUGUGUAACAGGAAAAUAAUGGGUGAAUGGGUGGGGGGAUAUGGGGAUUACUUUUUACUUAGGCUUGGGAUGGGGUCCUACAGGUUUUAAGUAUGAUGAAGCUAUAUCAUGUUUAUUUGAUUUCAUAACAACAUAAGAAAAUGUUCAUUUUCUCUGGGUAUCUAUGGUACAGUUAAUUCACAUUGUGUAAAUAUCCACUUGGAGACUAUUUGCCUUGGGCAUUUUCCCCUGUCAUUUCUGAGUCUCUGCAAGGUGUACAAAAAAAAUCCACAAAAAACAAAAAACAAACAAAAAAACAACAACAAAAAAAACCUACUGUAAAUGGCAGUUUAAUUGUUAGAAAUGACUGGUUUUGCACCUGUUGUAAAAAGGUAUUUAGAGAUCGCAUUUGCUGUUAUUUGUUUUGUUUUGCUUUCUGUAUGACUCACAGAGGAUAACCAUAAAAUGGGUCAUUCUCUCUGAAGUUGAGUGAUGAUCACCAUGACUGUAAAUGAGGGGCACAGUUUUGGACUCUGGCUCCAAAUCGAGUCACAGGCCAGUAGCAUCCCAUGUACCUGGUGCCACCUUGCUGUCUAGACACACAUCAUACUCUUGUUUAAAUAUUUUGAAGCCCGUUUCAGUUAAAUAAUGAUAUGUCAUGGUCCUUUGAGAUCUUCAUUUAAAUGUUAAAUCUGGGAUCACAAUGAAGCAAAAAAUAUCUAUCUCACUUCCUUCAGUACAUAAAGAAACAUUAUUUAAUCGAUAAGAAUUAACUGUACUAAAUCACGUAUUAUGCUGUUCUAGAUACAGCAAGCACUCCUUAAGGAAAAUAUCCAAUACACUAAAUAGGUACUAUAGUAAUUUUUAGACAUGGUACCCGUUGAUAUGCAUUUAAACCUUUUACUGCUGUGUUAUGUUGAUAACAUAUAUAAAUAUUAGAUAAUGCUAAUGCUUCUGCUGCUGUCUUUUCUGUAAUAUUCUCUUUCAUGCUGAAUUUACUAUGACCAUUUAUAAGCAAUGCAGUUAACUACAGAUAGCAUUUCAGGACAAAAUAGAUGACUCAAACCAUUUAUUGCUUAAAAAAUAGCUUAUGCCAUGCUAUGCUAUAAGCAGCUUUUAUGCACAUUGACAAAUGAAGAGUAAGCUUCAGCUUGCUAAGGGAAACUGUGGAAACUUUUGUAACUUUUGGUGAAAUAGAAAAUUAUUUACAAACUGUCGAAGAAUCUGAGGAAGUUGUUGUAUGACAUAGUGCUGGCACAGAUACUCAUCUUGUUUGGGACUCUUGUGUAAAUGUGAUUGGAUUGUUUGAAAGAAGAUUUAAAGAUUUAAAGUUUCAAAGGGUUUUGUUUUGUUUUUGUUUGGCAUUUGGAGAAAAUAUUGAAAGCAGGAUAUGUUGUUUCAUUCACCUUGGAAAAAAAAAAGUAAGUGGUGUUAUAAUAUCUUUGAAUAGCUUGCUAAAACCGUUCAAACAAGAAGCAUGAGUUUUGUUCAAUCCAUCAAUAUCCCAGAGGAACAACAUUUUUUAAGAGUCUAUAAUGAAAUAUUAAGAAAAAUAUCUUAAACACAAAGCCAAAAUGAACUUAUAAGAGCAUUUCUUAACAAGCACAGGAAAGACUGAUGAAAGAUGAUUGCCUGGCAACUGAUUUUCCAACAUGGCACAGGUCACAGCUUCUGUAUCUAAAUUGAACAGGUAUUGGGAAAUUUACAUACCAUAAUCAAUACUACUCACAUUUAAUCCUACAAAAAAAAAAAACUAUUUUAAUUUCAACAUAUAUAUGUAACCUGUGAUUUCAAUGAUUGUUCUGCAUAUACAUUAUAUAUCAUUUGGCCCAUUUGGGCUAAUAAUGCCUUAAAAAUGAGAACUUUUUCCCCUCUCUAUGCUCAUAUGGCCAUUUACAGCACUUAGAAUAAAAACAAAUUUUAACAUAUUCAGCUGAAGAUUUAUUGGAAAGAGAACAUAUUUGGAGAAAUUAAAGGAGAAAUGAAAAGUGGGUCUUUAAAAUAUCUAAAUGAAAUUGUAUUGAGGAUUCCUUUUUUUUAUUUUCCUCUUUUUCUUUUUUUUUCUUUUACUUUUCAAAUUUCAAGUUCUAAUUUCCCAUUGGGGAGGAAUUGGACUAUGAGUUAUCUUAAGGGAUCAAAGGAAGAACUGGUAUUAAUUAUAUAAUAUGUAAGGACAAAUUAUUUUUCUGCUUAAGGUAGUGAAUCACAAAAUAAGUUAAUUGGCCAACAUUAAGGAUAUUUCCAAUACGGAAGGGUUCAAAACAUUGCAUUAUAAACUCUUUUGGGAAAUGUAUCUAAAGUUUUCUUUUUUUUUUUUAAGUUCUGUUUUUAUCCUACUUUUUGUUUGCUUGUGUUUUUAUUUUCAGAUAGAUUAAUAAAUCUGGCAGCUGAUUUCUGCAAGAUUCUUGUGUUUUGAAUUUCUAAUUUAAUUGGCUACUCAUAGAAAAUUAAUUAAAAAUAUUUUUUUCUUCAACUUGGUAAAAUAAACUAAAAGAAAUAUCCCCCUAGAGUUUGCUGCCUAUUACCCAACAGACUAAUUACAACAAAGAAUGUUAUAUCCUAAAUAACUAAUGAAAAAUGAUUUUUCUUAAGUUAUGCUGAAAAAUAAAAAUUCACAAAGCUAACAGUGCAGAGCAGUUCUCUCAAAUCCUUGAAGGAUUUUGGAGGUCAUUUAUUUGAACCUCUUUUUUACAGAUUGUUUUAAUUUCUUAUAGCUACUAUAGCAAAGUUAAUGGUUUGAAACUACACAAAUUUAUCCUAGAGAUCAGAAAUCCAAAAUGAGUCAAAAGCUAUUAAAAUCAAAGGGUGUGUAUAGGGCUUGUUCCUUUCCAAGGCUCCAGGGAAGAAUCUCAUUCUAACUUCUUCCACUUUUAGAGGCUGCUGACAUUUCUGGCUCCCAGCUCCUGGCUCCUGGCUUCAUCACUGCAGUCUCAGUUUCUGUGGUCACAUCCCUUUGUCUACUAUCUUCCUCUGCCUAUCUCUUCUAAGGACACUUGUGAUUGCAUUUAGGGUCCACCCAGGAUAAUCUCUUCAUCUCAAGAUCUUUAACUUGAUGACAUCUUUGAAGUUAGUAUCAUUCACAGGACUGGGCUAUGGAGGGGUGUGGGGAGGGUGUGUUACUCAUCCUAUCAUGUAGAUGAAGACACUUGUAAAAAUACGGAUUGAUUUACCUAUGGGCAAAAAGUCUUAUUGAUGAAGAUAGGAUUGGAAGUUAUUGAAAAACAUUUUUGUUUACCAUUGAAAUAGUUUUAGUUCACAUAAAUGGUACUGAAAGCAUUCUAUUCAAGUUUACCUAUUCCACUAAAGCAUCUGGUAAUCGCAUCAAGCUUUUACAUGAUUUGAAUAACCGCUCAUGUAAAUAUUAUGUAAUGAGAGGAAAAAAAGUGUGAUAAUUACAGAGUAGUAGCUCAGUUAAAUCUGUUGUCCAAGCCAGAGUUAUAUUUUUUAAAUAAAUUUCUUUUUGUCCUAGUAUGAGUUGUUACUAUACGAUCUCAACAUCUGCAAGGGAUUACUAUUUAGUUCUAAAGUAUGAGUCAUCUAUAUGACAAAGACAGAAAUCUACUACCCACUGUUAAUAGCAUUUAACUAGAUUUUGGGCGUGUCUAAAAUAAGCUACUUUGUCUAUCUAGCAACACUUCCAUAACUUACAGUGACAAAACAUUAGAGAAGGCCAUUUGAAUGUUUCAUACUGGGUAUCUUAAAAGAGGAAAAGUAAAACUUAAAAAUAAGUGAAUGAGCUAUUUUCCAGUUGCAGUUUGAUGUGAAGAUGAGAAAAAUAGAGUUGUACAAAAAAAAAGUUGGUUCAAAAUAAGAGAAGGGAAUUAAAAAGCCUAUUGAGCAUAUUAAGCAAUUGUGAUAAGAAUUUCAUAACAAGAUUCCCUAAGAUAUCAGUGUUGGACGGGAUCCUGAGGAAUUUGGCCUAAUACUUAGAACUGAACUGGUACUUUCAGGGCUUGACCAUAACUUUUUUUUUUUUAACAUAAGACUCAUUUAGAUUUAUUUAUAAAAAAUUAUGGAAAAAUAGAGUUUGAGAGUGGACACCUUUAUAGAAGUAAUGAUUUUAGAAUGUUAAAUUAUAUAUAGAAUAGCUAUGGUUCAGGAAUUCAUAUAUUGGGUACAGUUUUUUGUUUUUAUUUUGCAUGUAGACUCCAAUAUUCUUCCAUUCUAAAAUGAUAUUUAAUAUUUCUAUGGAGAAGACAUUUUCAAUCCACUUGGAUGUAUUGAAAUUAUGGUUUGGAAACACAUACUAUGAAAUUUGUGAUUAUAGCAAAUUAAAUAUGCUCAAAACUUAAAUCUGAAA